Molecule: messenger RNA, 468 nt
Organism: Pelagomonas calceolata
Lineage: Eukaryota; Pelagophyceae; Pelagomonadales; Pelagomonadaceae
Source: the annotation of a GenBank genome assembly
AUGCUGGCCUCCAUGCCGAGGCCCCACGGCCGCCUCACGCUCGAGGAGGUCUUCAAGCGCCGACAGGCCGACGCCGAUCACAAAUUUAGCUACGACCACAUUAUACCGAAAAGCGUUAUCCGCGCGGACUACGCGCGGCGAGGGCUACGACCGGCCUUCGACGCAAACGGCCGCCCAAACGUGGUCAUCCGGGAGCUGUGCCAUCCCUCCAACCUCCAGUACGCGGACCUUUACGCCAACAGGAACAUUAAGGGUUCCGCGCGGCUGUCCGAAGUGUCCAAGGAGCACGAGGACUGGUACCAGGCGCGCCUCCUCUGUUUCUGGGACGAGGACGAGCUCAAAAAGCCGUUCGCCGACCGGACGCCGCGGCCCUUCGAUGAGACCAUUAGGAUGCUCAAGGCGGAGGCGGCGAGGGGCCACUGCUUCCUCGGCUUCGAGAAGGAGGUCCACCACGAGUUCAACUAUUAG